AUGCCGCCCAAGAGAACCGGCAAGUCAGCACCCGGCAGCGCACAAAAAGGCAAGGGGCCGAAGACAGCCGCCGCGCCUGUCGCCGAUGGAGAUGGAACACCAACAAAAGUGCGCAAGACGAAGGGAGGAAAGCAAUUAAAAGUCGCAAAUACCACCGCCAGCGUCCAACCCGGAGACCCAACCCCCACAGGCCGUCGCCGCCGCUACAAGCCCGGCACCGUCGCUUUAAAAGAAAUUCGCCGCUACCAACGCUCAUACGACCUACUCAUCGCCAAACUACCCUUUGCACGCCUAGUGCGCGAAGUCGCGCUCGAGCUCCUCCCCGCUGACGUCGGUGCCGAGUUGCGCUGGCAGUCAUUCGCUAUCCAAGCUCUGCAGGAAGCUGCUGAGGCUUUCCUAGUCCAUCUCUUCGAAGAUACGAAUCUGUGCGCGCUACACGCGAAGCGCGUUACUAUUAUGCAGAAGGAUAUCCAGCUUGCGCGGAGAAUUCGCGGUGUCUGGGGUGGGCUUGGUUGA
This is a messenger RNA of Penicillium vulpinum, 516 nucleotides long. Its product is annotated as histone H3 family protein. The coding region runs from base 1 to 516 and encodes 171 amino acids. The record is from RefSeq and is a predicted model, not a curated record. Gene Ontology annotation, cellular component: nucleosome. Lineage: Eukaryota; Fungi; Ascomycota; Eurotiomycetes; Eurotiales; Aspergillaceae. The transcript has 2 exons. Gene Ontology annotation, molecular function: protein heterodimerization activity; structural constituent of chromatin; DNA binding.